Molecule: messenger RNA, 1401 nt
Organism: Neurospora tetraspora
Lineage: Eukaryota; Fungi; Ascomycota; Sordariomycetes; Sordariales; Sordariaceae
Product: argininosuccinate lyase
Exons: 2
Coding region: 1-1401 (466 amino acids)
Cellular component (GO): cytosol
Molecular function (GO): argininosuccinate lyase activity
Source: RefSeq, a predicted model, not a curated record
AUGAGUGGACAGGCCAAGCCCACCGAGAACAUGCUCUGGGGAGGUCGCUUUACCGGCGGCCUCGACCCCCUCAUGGUCCAGUACAACGAGUCCAUCCACUUCGACCGUGCCCUCUUCGCCCAGGACAUCACCGGCAGUAUUGCCUUUGCGCGCGCCAACGCCAAGGCUGGCAUUAUCACCCAGGACGAGUUCAGCAAGCUGGAGCAGGGUCUCCUGGCUGUCAAGAAGGAGUGGGAGGACGGUACCUUCAAGAUCGUCCCCAGUGUCGACGAGGAUAUCCACACUGCCAAUGAGCGUCGUCUCGGCGAGAUCAUCGGAAAGGAUGUUGCUGGCAAGCUUCACACCGGUCGCUCCCGUAACGAGCAGGUCGCUACCGACAUGCGCAUGUGGCUCCGCGACGAGCUUGGCAAGAUCGAGAAGCACCUCCAGGACUUCCUGAACGUCACUGCUGCCCGCGCCGAGCAGGAGAUCGAUGUCAUCAUGCCCGGAUACACCCACUUGCAGCGCGCUCAGCCUGUCCGUUGGAGCCACUGGAUGCUCUCGUACGGUUUCGCUUUCGCUAGCGAUCUCGAGCGCCUGCGCGAGGUUAUCAAGCGCGUCAACCGCAGCGCUCUUGGUUGCGGUGCGCUCGCCGGUAACCCUUUUGGCAUUGAUCGUGAGAUGAUGUCCAAGGAGCUUGGCUUCGACGGCCUCCUCUGGAACUCCAUGGGCGCUGUCGCCGAUCGCGACUUUGUUGCCGAGACCCUCCAGUGGGGCGCCAUGUUGAUGCAGCACAUCUCUCGCUGGUCCGAGGAUCUCAUCAUCUACUCUACUAGCGAGUUCGGUUUCGUCAGGUUGGCGGAUGCCUACUCUACCGGCAGCUCGCUGAUGCCCCAGAAGAAGAACCCCGACAGUCUCGAGCUGCUUAGGGGCAAGGCCGGAAGAGCUUUCGGUCACAUGGCUGGCUUCAUGAUGACCCAGAAGGGCAUUCCCAGCACUUACAACAAGGAUCUCCAGGAGAGCUGGGAGCCCAUGCUCGACCACGUCAAGACUGUUUCCGACAGCAUCCAGAUUGCCAACGGUGUCUUGGCUACCCUCAGCAUCCAGCCCGAGAAGAUGAAGGAGUCCCUUGACCCCUUCAUGCUCGCCACUGACCUUGCUGACUACCUGGUCCGCAAGGGUGUUCCUUUCCGCGAGACUCACCACAUCUCUGGCCGCUGCGUUGCCCUCUCGGAACAGACCGGUAUUCCCAUGGACAAGCUCUCAUAUGAGCAGCUUAAGGGUAUCGAUGCCCGCUUCGAGGAGGAUAUUUCCAAGGUGUUCGACUAUGAGAAGAGCGUUGAAAUGCGCUCUGCCAAGGGCGGCACCAGCAAGGCUUGCGUCCAGGAGCAAAUCCAGGUUCUCAAGUCCAUGAUUGCCUAG